Salvia hispanica is the source of this 3474-nucleotide messenger RNA. Lineage: Eukaryota; Viridiplantae; Streptophyta; Magnoliopsida; Lamiales; Lamiaceae. The record is from RefSeq and is a predicted model, not a curated record.
AUGGCUUCAGCCUCCGCCUUCCGCCGCUCCUCUAUCUCCCCCUUCCGAUCCCGUAAACCCCCUCCCCCGCCUCCCUCCCGCCCCGCCACUCCGUCCUCGCGACAAUCAGCUCCGCCGCCUCCCGCCAAAGCUAAGGAGAAUGUCACUGUCACUGUGCGGUUCCGACCUCUCAGUGCUAGGGAGAUUGGUAAAGGUGAUGAAGUGGCGUGGUAUGCGGAUGGAGAUUACACUGUGCGGAAUGAGUUCAAUUCCGACAUUUCGUAUGGAUUUGACAAAGUAUUUGGUCCUGCAACAACUACUCGCCAGGUGUAUGAUGUUGCAGCACAACAUGUUGUAAAUGGUGCCAUGGAAGGAAUAAAUGGCACUGUAUUCGCGUAUGGUGUUACUAGCAGUGGGAAGACACAUACUAUGCAUGGAGAGCAAAAGUCACCAGGAAUCAUACCUCAGGCUAUUAAGGAUGUCUUUGGAAUUAUACAAGAGACGCCAGGACGAGAGUUUCUUCUCCGAGUUUCAUAUCUUGAGAUAUACAAUGAGGUCAUCAAUGACUUGCUCAAUCCCACUGGACAGAAUCUUAGAAUACGAGAGGACUCUCAGGGCACGUUUGUGGAAGGAAUUAAAGAAGAGGUUGUACUGUCACCUGCCCAUGCUCUUUCUCUAAUAGCAUCUGGUGAAGGUAAUUUGACACAGCAUAGACACGUGGGUUCUAAUAACUUCAACUUACUCAGCAGCAGAAGCCACACCAUAUUCACUUUGACUGUUGAAAGCAACCUGCGUGGGGACAUUGAAGGAGAAGAAGUGACACUGUCACAAUUGCAUUUAAUUGACUUGGCAGGAUCUGAAAGUUCUAAAACAGAGACAACUGGGUUAAGGAGAAAAGAGGGUUCUUACAUAAAUAAAAGCUUACUUACUCUUGGCACUGUUAUAUCCAAAUUAACGGAUGGAAAAUCCACUCAUGUACCUUAUCGAGAUUCAAAACUUACACGGUUGUUGCAGUCAUCUCUUAGUGGCCAUGGCCGAGUCUCACUUAUCUGUACAGUUACUCCAGCCUCUAGCAAUACUGAAGAAACUCAUAACACUCUUAAAUUUGCCCAACGAAGUAAGCAUGUUGAAAUUAAGGCUUCUCAAAACAAGAUUUUGGAUGAGAAGUCUCUCAUCAAAAAGUAUCAGAAAGAAAUAUCCAAACUAAAGCAAGAGCUUCAGCAGUUAAAGAGCGGAAUGACGGAUAAAGAGAAUCAGACAGCACCAAGUCAAGAAGAUUUAGUUAAUCUGAAACUUCAGUUGGAAGAAAGCAAGAUUAAGUUGCAAUCAAGAUUAGAAGAGGAGGAACAAGCCAAAGCUGCUUUGAUGGGAAGGAUACAGAGGUUAACUAAACUAAUUUUGGUUUCCACAAAAACUACUAUCCAACCAAAUAGUGUUGAAAAGACCAGCCACUGGCGAAGGCAUUCGUUUGCAGAAGAUGAGCUAGCAUACUUGCCUGACAGAAAGCGAGAGAGCAUUAACGAUGAUGCUGGAAGUAUUGAUUCUGAAAUUUCGAAUGUUGGCAGGAGCGACAAUGCGAACAUUGAUGAUUUAGUCCGAGAUUACAGAAAGAACAGAAGGAGGGGGAUGCUUGACUGGUUCAAAGUGAAAAAGCCCGAGAAUGUGUUUGGGACAUCGCUAAAUACUGGUCGUGAGAGUUCUGCAAGUGGUUCACCUGCUUCCUCAUCAAAAUCAUCACAAACCAGAGUUAUGUUUAGUGAUCUAAAAGAUGCACAAAGGAGAUCAAUCAGUAGAAAAGUAGAAGAUGCUGCUCGGGCUGGCUCAUUUCCUGAUAGGACUCAAGCAGGUGAUCUGUUCAGUGCAGCUAUAGGUGUGCAACGUCUCCCACCGACUGGGAGCACCAUUACAGACCAAAUGGACCUUUUCCAUGAGCAGAUAGAGAUGUUAGCUGGAGAGGUUGCGUUUUCUACCAGUUCUCUGAAAAGAUUAUCAGAGCAAGCAGCUAAGAGUCCUGGAGAUUCGUAUCUACUGGAAAACAUGAAAAAACUGAAGGAUGAAAUAAGAGAAAAGAAGCGCCAAAUAAGAGUUCUUGAGCAACGUGUGAUUGAUUCAGUGGAGACAUCUCCAUAUGGUUCAAGCAAUCUUGCGACGGCUCAGGAUUUGCCUAGGCUUGCAACUCAAUUACAUGAGAAGACUUUUGAACUUGAGACAAUGGAGGCUACUGAAAUGCAAGAAACCAUCUCUCUCUUGAGUCAGCAGCCUGAUUCCUUGAUGUCAAAUAAAGAUUCAAGUGGAGAUAGCAGCACCACUAGGGAGAACAGCUAUGGGGAUUCCUUCGAUAUGAAAAAUGGAAGGGGGUAUGAUCUCAACUCUUGUGACGAAACAUCCUUGGACAAAAAUACACCAACUAGUUUUGGAAGUUUAAAUAGAUCUAUAUUCAACCAUGGGAAUGAUAAGGAGUGCAUUUGUGGUGCCUUUACAAAGUCUCAGCUUCUUGCACAGGCUGCUGAGAUAGAGUCGUUGAAACAAGACAAGGCAAGACUUGUUGAAGAUAAGGAUGGUUUAGAAAUUCACUGUCAAAAGCAGACCGAGGAAGCUUCUUAUGCGAAAGAGCUUGCAGCUGCAGCAGCAGUUGAACUCCGAAACUUAGCAGAGGAGGUAACAAAGCUUUCCUACCAAAACGCCAAACUCACUGCAGAUCUGGCUGCUGCUACAGAUACCCGCUCUAAAUCAAACUUCUGCCAAAAGUAUGCUCCAGUUGAUAUGAAGCAAAACGUGGUGAGUGGUAGCCAUUCUGAUACACGCUUGAGAAAACAGCAGGAUGGAUUAUCAAUGGAAGAACUUGAGCAGGAGUUGAGUGCAAGACACCAAAGAGAGGCCUCUUUGGUUGCUGCAUUAUCUGAAAGAGAUAAAGUCGAAGCUGAUCUGCGAAAGAGACUUGAUGAAGCAAAGAGGCAUGAAGAGAAACUAGAAAAUGAGCUUGCAAACAUGUGGGUUUUGGUUGCAAAUAUACGCAAGUCUACUGCUGGUUCUGAUGAAACCAGACAAUUGAAUGGAAUUCUUCCAUUUCCUGAUGGCCAAACUCUGACCAAAUUCCAUGAGAAUGAGGAAAGUGAAACUGCUGAAGAUGCAUGCUCGUUUGAUGAGCUGAAAGUGCGCUAUCAAUCUGAAAGAAGGAAGUUCAAACACCUCGAUGGUUUGAAUAUGAGAUAAAGGGCUCAGAGUCUCAGACUAUCUUUCGUAGGACUUCCUCAACAUAGUUCCUCGGAUUUAGGUGUUCAUGUCUGAUGAGGGAUUGACUCACUUAUUUAUUGCUCAGUGCAAGAAGCCUGGACUUAUUUGUUCACCUAACUUCAAAUUCCACAGAAAUCAGGUAAGAACGUGUAAAUAUGUAUUGGUAGACCACUGUUAGUAAUUUGUAAUUGCCAAUCUUCCUAUGUGAAAUAGUGAAUACUGUAAGACAUGGAGUGACCAUUGUUAGUUAUUUCAAAGAUA